This is a messenger RNA of Ambispora gerdemannii, 260 nucleotides long. The record is from the annotation of a GenBank genome assembly. Lineage: Eukaryota; Fungi; Glomeromycota; Glomeromycetes; Archaeosporales; Ambisporaceae.
ACAAAGAAGUUAUAGACUGGAAAAAGUUGGUUCGUAUUUGUAAAGAUCGUUUUGAUGAGCGAUAUAAUAUUUUGUUUGAAGGGAGAGAUGAUACUAGCGCUACAGCAAGGAAUGCUCUCAAACUAAGAGCCGUAGUUGAAAAAAUUAUUGAAAUGUUGGUAAAUAUAAAGGACGAGAUCGAACUAUUGCCGGUGGCCGAGAACCGAACUCCACCGACACCAACGACGUCAACAACAUAUUCUCCGCCGAGAAGUUAUUAG